CGUAGCUACGUGAACUCGGAUCUUGGCAGCAAAGUGGAAAAUUUGUCGAAUCAGCUACAAGAACUUGAAAUACUCAAAAUAAAUGAUGUAUACUACAUGUGGUUCACGCUUUCUACGGCCCAAACUUGGGUGGUGAAUAUUCCGUUUACAAAAUUUCGGUUCCAAUCUUAACGUCAAUCCUGCUCUUCCAACACCAUCAUGAAGGACAUUGCUGAAGGGACCACCAUACCCGAACUAAAGAACGAUGCCGCUUCUGAACAAGAGAUGCCAAAGUCUUACCCUGUACAUUGGUUUAGAGGCACAAUCUUCCAAAUCUUAGUCGUCGGAGGGGUAUUUUUCUGCGCACCGGGAAUGUACAAUGCUCUAAGCUCUCUUGGCGCUGGUGGGCUAGCGACUCCGUGGUACGCUAACGCUACUGCUGCUGCUGGAUACGUAUUCAUGGCAUUUUUCUGCCUUAUCGGUGGUAUAAUAGUUGGCAAGAUCGGGGUCAAGGCUGCACUACUGAUUUCCAGCAUGGGUGAUAUCAUUUAUGCAGGAAGUCUAUACCUGAAUUCCAAGAACGGAACACAGUGGUUCUUGAUGUUCGGGUCUAUCAUCUCAGGCUGCACCGAUGGCCUAAUGUACACCAUCGAAGGUCCCAUUAUCACCUCAUAUCCAGAACCUCAUCGCCGAGGGCGCAUGCUCGCCUUAUGGGUCUUCAUGCGUACCGCAGCUCCAGUUAUCGGCGGUGCCAUAAUCUUUGGCCUCAACUCCUCUCUCGACUCAUCCGGUGGCGUUUCUCUCAAAACCUACCUCGUUAUCAUCGGGAUCAUGUGUGCAGGUCCAUUCAUCUCCACGCUCCUAUCCACUCCCGAAAAAGUACAGCGUAAGGACGGCGUAAAGAUCCGGAUGCGCAAGGCUGGAUGGAGUCAGACGUUCAGCGAGUGGUACAAGGUCGUAUGCUCUCCUGAUAUAUUGCUCCUUUGUCCUCUCUUUUUCACAUCUUGGUUUUACGGCUCCUACAUUGGUACACUGCAAACCCAGUACAUGAAUGUUCGAACCCGUGCUCUUUGCGCCUUCAUGAUUCCCUGGGGUGAUAUCGCAGGUGGCUUCCUAAUUGGGUACUUCCUUGACAACCGCCGAAUGUCAAUCAAGCAGCGUGCGAGGUGGAGCUGGAUAGGAUUGAUGGUGCUCAAUCUAGCGUUAUGGACAUGGACUGCCAUUGUCACAAAACAGCUUGAAGAUGAACAACCGGUUAUUGACUGGACAUCUGGGACUUUAUUCGGAAAGACAUUCAUUCUGUUUGUCCUUUUCGAUCUCGCGACAAUGGCUACUCAGACGACUUUGUACUGGAUUAUUAGCCAAAUGUCGGAUGAUUUCGUUGCCCUAUCAUACAUGACCGGAACGCUGCGUGGCGUUGAGUGCGCUGGCCAGGCCGUUGCGUACGGUAUCAAGUCCAGUGAUACAACCGAUUGGCUAUCCAUUGGCUUAAACGUUGGUUUGAUCGUUUUCUCGCUGCCCUUCGCCUGGGUGGUGAUUCGAAAGAUCGGCGUGGUGGAAUUCGAGAAAAUCAGCUUCAGUCACUUUGUUCAUGAAGAAAAACUUGAAACUGUCGAUGAGAAGAGUAUUGACGACAAGGGCUUUGCAUAAGAGCAGCUUUGAUACAUGAUGUCCAUGGUUGUUGUUUGGUAGACAGAUGUGUAUAUCGACUUCACCAUUUGUAGCUGUUGCAUCAUAGCGCCACUGAGCGCUCGCUCACCAUCUUCACGCGACAUAUCAUUCUCAGUGUAAAAGCGAUCCUUAAG
Molecule: messenger RNA, 1784 nt
Organism: Lentinula edodes (shiitake mushroom)
Lineage: Eukaryota; Fungi; Basidiomycota; Agaricomycetes; Agaricales; Omphalotaceae
Product: major facilitator superfamily domain-containing protein
Exons: 14
Coding region: 199-1629 (476 amino acids)
Source: RefSeq, a predicted model, not a curated record